Molecule: messenger RNA, 1072 nt
Organism: Triticum urartu
Lineage: Eukaryota; Viridiplantae; Streptophyta; Magnoliopsida; Poales; Poaceae
Product: expansin-A31
Biological process (GO): plant-type cell wall organization
Cellular component (GO): extracellular region
Source: RefSeq, a predicted model, not a curated record
CAUCAUUCCUCACCUACGAACCCACUCGAUUGCCAUAACAUCUAGCAAGAUCGCUAGACAUCCGAUCUCUCCCUGCUUCUGGGACUCUCAGCAGAGAGAUGGCAGCUGGGAUGCGCUUCCUGCAGCUGUUCGCCGCCGUUCUCGCGUUCUGCUUCGUGCAGGCCAGGUCCGACUACUGGCAUCAGGCCUACGCCACCUUCUACGGCGGCGCCGACGGUGCUGAAACAAUGGGUGGCGCAUGUGGGUACGAUAACCUGUACGCUGCGGGGUACGGGCUCAACAACGCGGCGCUGAGCACGGUGCUGUUCAACAAUGGCUUGUCCUGCGGGCAAUGCUACCUCAUCACCUGCGACACCAGCAAGUCGAAUAUGUGCAAGCCCGGCACAUCCAUCACCGUGUCCGCCACCAACUUGUGCCCUCCCAACUGGGCUCUCGCCAACGACAACGGCGGGUGGUGCAAUCCUCCCCGCGAACACUUCGACAUGUCCCAGCCUGCCUGGGAGAACCUCGCCAUCUACCGCGCUGGCAUUGUCCCUGUCCUCUACCAGCGGGUCGCGUGCCAGAGGCAGGGUGGCCUGCGUUUCACCAUGAGCGGCUUCAACUACUUCGAGCUGGUACUGGUGACCAACAUCGCCAUGAGCGGGUCGAUCAGGAGCAUGUCGGUGAAGGGGACCAACACGGCGUGGAUCACGAUGUCCCAGAACUGGGGCGCUAACUGGCAGUGCCUAGCGGGGCUGAAAGGGCAGGCGCUCAGCUUCGGCAUCACCUCCUCCGGCGGCCAGUACAAGGUCUUCCAGGACGUCGUGCCGGCCUGGUGGCUGUUCGGACAGACCUUCUCCACAUGGCAACAGUUCGACUACUAGCUAUAACAUUUCUAUAAUUUGUAUUACUAUUAUCAGUUCGCUCGUUCAGGGCGAACAUGCAUGAAACUCUCCAGACGCAUACUCAUUAUUUCUUGGAUCCCUUUUGAUUCUUCAGCUCGUUGCCCAUCGAGUGGCAGCGGUAGAUUUGAAUUGCAAUAUCUGUAAUCCACGACCACCUAGCUAUUAAAGGAUUACUUGGCGUGGAACAA